Molecule: messenger RNA, 288 nt
Organism: Dictyostelium purpureum
Lineage: Eukaryota; Evosea; Eumycetozoa; Dictyosteliales; Dictyosteliaceae
Exons: 1
Source: RefSeq, a predicted model, not a curated record
UUAUCAUGUGAAUACAGACCAAUUUUAAAUUUUGGAUCAUUAAAGGGUGGUUGUUUUAAAGGUAAAAAUUAUGAAUGUUCAACUAUUUCAUAUAAAGAGAAAACUUGUUUAAUUUUCGAUAAUGGAACGAUAUCUUAUUUUUCAGAUAACGAAUAUGUAGAAAUACCUUCUUAUGUUUGUAUGGGCGAUGUUACAUAUGAAAGAUCUGUAGUAGUGCAUGCUGUAACCAUUAAUGGUGUUUACGAUUCGAACCUAAAGUCAAUUUAUGCGCCAAAUCUAAGACAGUCA